Molecule: messenger RNA, 1200 nt
Organism: Fusarium musae
Lineage: Eukaryota; Fungi; Ascomycota; Sordariomycetes; Hypocreales; Nectriaceae
Exons: 2
Coding region: 1-1200 (399 amino acids)
Source: RefSeq, a predicted model, not a curated record
AUGUUCGAUGCUGGGAGACAGCAAAAGGUUCCUGGGCGGCCGCGACGGAAACAAGCUGGGAAGAGCUCACCACCUACUGUGCAGCAACUGCCUGUCGGUAAACCAGACUCUCCCAAUGCUGUAGCGCAAAACGCUGCUUUUGUGGAUGAUUGGAGUCCGUUUGAUUGGACGGGCAUGUUGUCACCCAAACCAUCCCCUCCUCAAGUGUCUGCCACCUCGAUACAAGAUGGGAUUACAGCGUCGUGGGGGUUGGGAUUCACAGACAUCUUCGAUCAGUCGACGACGUCUUGGGGCACAGGUGGUAGUCUCGAAUACACAUACACCGAUCUCGACACCACCACGAACAUAUACCCAAUCGGCACGUCUCCGAACUCCAUCACAUACGAGACAUUCUUCCCCUUGACCAACUGCCUCACAACACAUCACCCACGAAAGACAGACCCUGGACAGUUCAUGUCCGAUCUAUCUACUAUAAACCUCGGUCUUCACGUGCGUCUCGAAGCAAUGAAGAUGACCAAGACGUCGCUCAACUUUGACCUCAUGAUCUACCAGCACGGCCCUUUAUUUAUCGACAACAUCACGUUGGCAGAGUACAUCAUCACAGUGGCUCAAGAGUUCCUCUUCAUUUUGACAAAGCUCUACAAUACCCGACAUUGCCCCGAACUGUUACGUGAAUCACAACCGAUGGAGUUGAUCUGUCCAUGCCGUUUAUCCUCAGAUCUUCGGCAAUGCUCAAAGAAUCUCUUUGACGUCGCCCUUCCUCAACCUACCGUUACCUCUGAACCAUUACCUACCCCUAUUGCCUUGAUGAUCACGAGUAUCUUCAUCCAGCUCAUCACCAUCUACGAACUUAUUCUCGAUAACAUCGCUACACGAGUCGAGCGUAUUGCCGUCGAUCCGAUCGAGCCCGUCCAAGGUCUUAUAGUCUGCGGCCGACCACUUGAGAGACCUUGUACACAGGGAAUAAUCUUCUGCGAAGUGUCAGUCAGUCUGAUUGAGAAUAUUGAGCGAGUGUUGGGUGUUGGAAGGGGAGUGGAGGACAAGGAAGUCGGUUUGUUAUCGCCGAGGCAGGUUGAUGUUCUUGGGAAAGAGUUGGAUGAAAGACGUCGCGUCAUUCCUGAUCAUGCUAUGAUGACGCCUGCUAUGUUACGGAAGCUGCUUGGAAAGGUGGCGGAUAUCUUUAGGAGUAUUAGAGUGUAG